AUCACAACUUCAUCAGCAAAAUAAAAUUAUAAACAAUUAAUAUCCAAAUAUUCCAACUCAGGUUACCAUAUCUCCUCCUCCCUCAGCCAAACAAUUUUUGCUCUAGAGCAAGCUUUAACAACAAUGAAGAAAGUAGUGUUAAGGAUGGAGUUGCAUGAUGAUAGGAUGAAGAAAAAAGCUAUGAAGACAGCAUCUGGCCUUUUAGGGGUUGAAUCAGUUAGUGUUGACAUGAAAGACAAGAAAAUGACCCUAUCGGGGGACGUUGACCCAGUGAGUGCAGUGUGCAAGCUACGAAAGUUGUGUCAGACAGAACUGGUUUCAGUUGAAACAGCAAAGGCAGAGAAAAAGAAGGUCGAAGCAACAGUGCCUGUUCCUCUAAAGCUCUAUGAAGCCAAUCCCCUUUAUUAUUAUCGAAUGGCACCACCACCUUAUAGUCAAAAUUACUAUAUUAGUAGUGUUGAUGAGAAUCCUAGUGGUUGUGUGAUCUGCUAAAUUUUCGGUAUUACAAAGUUUGAUAAAAUGACAUCAUAAUCAUUUUGAUUGGUUUUAUUUACAUUUGUGUUUAUCUAGAAUGUUGAAGCUACAGUGUUUCCAAAUUUGUAGUACUGUAAUGACCAGUGGUGUAUGAUUAGAUAUGAUUUUGCCAUUUUACAAAAUGUAGACAAAAUUUUGAUGUCUUAUUAAUAAAAAAAUAAUUACCAAGGGGGAAUUUAGUUUCAA
Molecule: messenger RNA, 720 nt
Organism: Cajanus cajan (pigeon pea)
Lineage: Eukaryota; Viridiplantae; Streptophyta; Magnoliopsida; Fabales; Fabaceae
Product: heavy metal-associated isoprenylated plant protein 39
Molecular function (GO): metal ion binding
Source: RefSeq, a predicted model, not a curated record